Messenger RNA from Tilletiaria anomala UBC 951, 3700 nucleotides. Its product is annotated as P-loop containing nucleoside triphosphate hydrolase protein. Lineage: Eukaryota; Fungi; Basidiomycota; Exobasidiomycetes; Georgefischeriales; Tilletiariaceae. The transcript is spliced from 3 exons. Gene Ontology annotation, cellular component: nucleus. The record is from RefSeq and is a predicted model, not a curated record. Bases 374 to 3604 code for a protein of 1076 amino acids. Gene Ontology annotation, molecular function: hydrolase activity; ATP binding; DNA binding. Gene Ontology annotation, biological process: recombinational repair.
AUUCACUGUUCACUCUUGCCCAUCGCACCUUCGAAGUUGCUUCUUGGAGCUGCCGAAGACAUAUUUUGCGGGUCUGCGUGCGCUCCGUGUCGGAAAGUGGCGAAGCUGAAAUCCUAGCCAUCUGUCCAUCGCGUGGCGCCAUGCACUGGUGAGGCUCUCCGCCUCUCCACGUUGCUCUUGUUCGCUCAUAGUUCCAUUCUCUCUCUUUCGAAUCUUCACAACAUGGGUUAUCUAUGAGUCCAGAGCCCACGCGCAUCAGCUUGCAUCCCGCGUAGCCUCUAAUUCAACGGCAAGGCAUGCGGAGCGCCGCUUGUGGAUCUUUUCUCGACGCGGACCACGCCAGCAAGUACAUUGAGUACGCGUCAUUGCCAUCAUGGCUGCGUCCGACAUGGAUGCUGGAAGCGAUGCUGUGGGCGCCUCUAAUCUUGAAUGGAUCUUGCGCCUGACACGCUCACAGCGGGAGGCAGUCACACAUCCCGCCACAGAUUCACUUCAAAUCCUCGCUGGGCCCGGCUCAGGAAAGACGCGUACCCUGACGUGCCGAGUGGCAUGGCUCGUCAAUGUCCAGGGUAUCCGACCUAAGGACAUCAUCGUCGUCACCUUCACAAACAAGUCUGCGAAGGAGAUGAUCGUGCGGCUGCGCCGGAUGAUUGGAGAUGAAAGCACCGAUGCGCUGUUCAUCGGCACGUUCCACAGCGUCGGCGUCAGACUGCUACGUGCCAAUGGAAAACGGAUACCCGGACUCGGCUCAAGUCGAUUCUCUAUUAUAGACGAGGAUGACGCCAUGAGGAUGAUCAAAGAUGCGAUUCAAACUAAGAUCCGGAAGGAUUUCGUGCCAGAAACUUACACGUACCGGCCCCCACCAAAGUUGGUCAAGCAAGACAUAUCGAGCUGGAAGGCAAAGUUCAUUUCGCCUGCCGAGGCGAUGGCCGCUGCUGAAUGCGCCAUAGAGCAGAAAGAUCUCAAGCGGAUCAAGGCCAGAGUAUACGCGGAGUAUGAGGCUGAGAAAAGGCGGCUCAAUUUAUUAGACUUUGAUGACUUGAUCUCAAAAACUAUCGAGUUGCUCCAAGCCGACCCGAGCAUUCUGUCCAACGUGAAGCAUGUCUGCGUGGACGAGUUUCAAGACACGUCCAAAUGUCAGUACGAACUCGUCAAGCUUUUCGCUGCAUCGUGUCGUGCAAUCACCACAGUGGGUGACACAGACCAGGCGAUCUACUCCUGGCGAGACGCAGAUCGGCGGAACAUUGAGCUGAUGAGAAAAGACUUUGGCCUGAAGAACAAGGAUGCAGAAACUGCUAUGGCGGAUCCAUCUGGAAAUGGAGAGGGCAAAAGCAAGGCAAGCGACGAUGCCAAGGCGGAAGAUAUGAGCGUCGAGCUGGAAUCUGAUCCAUCAGGUUCAGGCGGCUGCAGCGUCAUCAACCUCCAAGAGAGCUUCCGCUCAACAGCAUCGAUUCUGAAUAUGGCGCAGCGAAUCAUCGAGCAAGAUCAUACGCGUCCCAUCCGUGUCUUGAAACCUGUGCAUCCCAUGGGGCACGGUGUUACGCUCUUACGUUGUGACUUCGCUGCCGAUGAGGCCAGCCGGAUAGUCAGCGAGAUCAAGCGCCUCAUCGCCCAAUCCGGCAACAUGUUCAAUCAUGACGACUUUGCGAUACUACUACGCACAAACUCGAUGUCACGCCAUAUCGAGUCUGCGCUCAAUGCAGCACAUAUUCCUUACAGAAUGGUCGGCAGUAUCCGCUUCUUUGAGCGCAAGGAGGUGAAGGAUCUCCUGGCGUAUCUCCACCUUGCGGAUAAUCCUCAACACGAUGCUGCGUUCACACGGGCAGUCAACGUGCCGAAGCGUGGCAUUGGCGACAAGAAUCUGCAGCUGAUUAUUGUAGUCGCAAGGAGCAAGGGUAUGACUGCGAUGGUGCUUGCAGAGCAGCUCGCAGCCGGACAUGUUGAGGAUGUUCGCUUCAGGUCUAAUGUGAUCAACAGAUUGCGCGAAUUUGUAUCGCUCGUGCAACGUGUAAGGAAAAUGGCACGCCAGCAAAAACCGGUCUCUUUGAUCAUCAAGUGGUUGGUGCUUGCAUGCGGUUACGACCGCCACAUCGCCAACGAAGACAACGGGGAUAAUAGUAGGAAGAUAAUCCUCGAGCUUGUCAACUUUGCUGCCGACAUGGACGGUAUUCAGCCUCUUUCAGCCAGCGCAAGCAAGGAAAGGAGCUUCGCGGGUAGCCAGGUGCUCCAGGCUUCACAAGGCGCAGCAUCUUCUCUUUCCUCCAGACGAACUGGUCCACCUCGUAAUUUCGAGGAUAGCCAGCUAUUCCAAGAGGACAGUAGCGAAGAUGGCCAGGCGUUCUCUCAGGACAAAAAGUCGCUGGAAGAUAUGCUCAAUGAAUGGGCUGGCUCCAUGGACUUCGGUAAUGAUGGUCCUGAUGCUGAUGAAGAGGAGGAAGUGCUCCAAGGCAAGGCGAACGAUUGUGCUUUGGUCUCUUACGGUGAUUCGGUUGCGGAGCGAGAGCUGGAAAAGCUGCGAACUUUUUUGAAUACCACAAGCAUCACUGACACCGGGGCGAACGAGGAGAACACCCCCAAGGUCACGAUCUCUACUUGUCAUUCUGCUAAAGGGCUCGAAUGGCCUGUUGUCUUUAUCGGGGGCUGUGAGAACGGCAGAUUUCCGCUAGUCGCCUGCACCACUACUAGCGCGAUUUUAGAGGAGCUUCGUCUACUUUACGUGGCGAUGACUCGUGCGCAAACAAUCCUCUAUCUUACGUACUGCACGGUGCGACAAGAAGGAACCUCCGGUAAACCUCUCUCUCUUGAGCUUACGCCCUUCAUCGCGGGUAAAUCCGCCGCGCCACCGCCAGUUCCCUCGAAGAAUACAAAUAAACCUGCCCAGCCCGAGUAUGAAGAAGAUCCGAGCCGUCUCAGAAUGGCGAACCUUGAAGGCCUGUUCAAGAGGCUCCCUCCUCGAAUUGAGCCUGAUCAAGUCAAGGAAAUAGCACAUGUCAUCGAGAGGCAAGCACCCAGCAAAGAAAUCGUGAUCCUGGCCACCGCCGAACACAAGCAGCAUGUCGAAGAAGAGAAGCGAAGGAGAGCCGAACAGCAUGCAGCCCGGUAUGGCUCAUCUGUACCGAUUUUCGGGGCAUCACAGCCAGUGCCGCAGAUCGCGCGCCAACACUGCUCAACCCAGAGCAGCAUGCCGUCACGGGCGUCAACAGCUCCACAUGUGGUCACGCAGCGAUCGGUCGACACCGCAAUGUUGCUGCAUGGCCUGCCUCCAGGAACAGAGGUCAUGAUGCGCCGAAAGCCCAACCAUGUCAAAGCUGCGCCUACCUUCACAAACGCGGUGCGGUUGCAAGCACGACCUGAAGAUCUCAUCAGCCUCGUCAGGCCAGACGGAACUGCCCCUCGGCCUGCUGCAAAUCUUGCCAGCUUUCAGAGCGAUAGCAACAGCAGUGUACGUGAGCUGCUUAGCCUCUUACCCGCGGACGACGCGUCUAUGCAACGCCUGCUCACAGAAGCCACACAGAGCGGUGCACGUACAGAUGGUAAACGAUCUGCAGCCCUGAGGCUCAGCCAAGCUCGCGGGGGGAAGAAGGUGAAGAGUGAACCCCAAUGAAAGCAAGUGCAAAUGUGGAAAUACUAUAUAUAUAUAUAUAUUGGUCUCGAGCACAGACCGUGGACAAUGUUGGAUCAUUAAUGGACUUUGUCGCAU